Messenger RNA from Gamsiella multidivaricata, 1367 nucleotides. RefSeq lists its product as uncharacterized. The record is from RefSeq and is a predicted model, not a curated record. The transcript is spliced from 3 exons. The annotation marks the transcript as partial. Lineage: Eukaryota; Fungi; Mortierellomycota; Mortierellomycetes; Mortierellales; Mortierellaceae.
GCCAAAAGGACCUUUCCGUCCCAUGGAGACAUGAACAGAAGAUGUGUGUGUAAAUGCUUCCUCCGCUCAUCCUUUCCUCCUCCCCCCGCAUCCCGAUUCAGACCUUCCUCCAUUCCCCUCCCCAUUUCAUCCCCGUCCGUGAUCCCAUUCGUUCUCUUCAUCCCCAUUUCUGAGGACAAACGAAGCAAGAAGGAACUCUAUGGCUGCCACCCGGGAAGCUUCAACGCCCUCUAAAGCGGCUGCAAAACAGCCUGCUACCACCGCGGUCGGUGCACCGAACAAAUCCAAGCCUGUUCCUGGCGCCCCCAAAGCACCAGCCGCCAAUAGUGCGACCGCCAGGACAACGACCUCCAUACGCACAACACCAGCCACGGCCUCAACUGCAAAACCACCAGCAGCGAAAUCUACUGCUGCUAAACCUACAACGCCAGCAACAUUGACAGCCAAAGCGCCAGUGACCAAGCCGGCGGCAAAAGCACCCUCGACCCCAGCAACAACAGCGAAAGCGCCGAUCAAAAGCACUAACCCAACGUCGACGACGGUCACCAAGACUGCCGCCAAACCCACCGCCUCGGUCAGUGCGACAGCAAAGCCUAAUGGUACCACAGCAAAGCCCGUUUCCCCGAGUCGAACCACAACUGUCGCAUCAAAUGCUAAGCCGGCAGUAGGAGCAGGAGCAAAGAAGCCGUUGACAUCGAAUGCGGCAUCGUCGUCUGCUCCCUCCAAAACUCCUGCCUCGACUACCGCUAACGCCGCUGCCUCGCGCAGGGUCCCAGCGACAGCGACUGCACGGACGACCACCUCCAUCAGAGUCCCACCAGGCUCUGCAGGGCAGGCCACGAAGCCGCCUGCAGUGGGAGGACGUCCGCCCGUCAACAUGACUCCGACCACCAUCCGCUCACCGGCGCGUACACCAUCGACUGUGACAACGCCUGCUGCACAAGUGAAGAAGACGGCAUCGACUUCUGCUUCUAGACCAGGAACUGCGACUCCCACAGCAACGCGAACCAGAAAUUCAGCUGUGGCCCCCACCACGCCUUUAGCCAAGAGAGCGAGCAUGAGCAGCAACGCUAGCACUGCCCAGAGCGCGUCUUCAACAAGCUCAAGUGCAAGGCCUAUUAGAACAACAACCGCUCCGGUAGCACCCUCAAGUCUUAUGGAAUUGAAGAAGGCCAUUGCCAGUGUACAGGCGAAGCUUGAGGAAACCUCUGGGCGCCUUCAGGCCAAAGAUGAUGAAUUGGUAUCGCUUCGAAGACUUUUGGAAAUCGACACUUUUGCAGAUUCUGCUUCAAGCGAUGGUGGGGAGACCCUCGUACCCGAAAUUGACCUGUCAAAGUUGGCAGCCCAGGAUAAGGAUGUAGUCGUGU